Messenger RNA from Funneliformis geosporum, 882 nucleotides. Lineage: Eukaryota; Fungi; Glomeromycota; Glomeromycetes; Glomerales; Glomeraceae. The record is from the annotation of a GenBank genome assembly.
AUGAACUCAACGUACACUUACAUUGGUAAACCCGUGUCUUUUUGUAAAAAUGAUAUUAGUUUCACCUGUAAGGAAAUAUCAUUAGACUUAACCACUGCAGUUGAAAUUUUGAACUUAUUAGACAUCGUUAUUAUUACUGAUCAUGGUUAUAUACUUUAUCAUCAACAACCUGAUACACUAAUCACUUCGAAAAUUUAUGAAAUAAUGCUUGAAUUCAAGAAUGAACAAAAUUCGCAAAAGUUUUUAGAGAAAAGCCAAGAAUCGAUUAAGGAGUGCUUAACCCGCUGGUUGACACCAGGAAUGAUAACCUCUAAUACCAAUACAUAUAUAUAUAAUAAAAAAUUAACCUUGAUAGAUAGUUGGCCUAGAUUUGCGAAUAAUCCAAACAUGUUUGUGGUGAAAUGGAAGGAUAGUCAUACUUCACUUUUGCUUGAAUAUUUGGCUGCUCAUAAGGAAAAGGUUUUACUACUAGAAAGACGCGGUUCUGCAGCUAAGAAAGUGAGAUCGACUCUCUGGAAUGGAGCUUCGAUUUUUUUACGAGAAAAAGAUUGCUUUCGCCUACCUUUUCAAUGUGAAUAUAAGUGGAAGAAUUUAAUGCAGGCUUAUAAUAAUAAGUAUCAUAGGAUUCGGUUUAGUUCACAAAUUGAAGCAAUUCUUGGUAGAUCUAGACAAAACUCGUUGGAAUCAGUUGAGUCUGAUUUAGAUUCUAUUCCUGAAACUAGAAAUCGUAAUAACGACAACGAAUUGUCAAAUGAGACAGAUUUAAAUCAUCCUAAUCCUGAUUUAAAUUUAGCACGUCAAAUUUCAAGGUACUUCCAACCAAGUAAUUAUUCUGCUUUUGUUGGGAUGGAAUGCCCUGAAAUUCUGAAUAACAGCAAUUGA